GAUGCGGUAUUUUAGCACAUGACCGCUUCCCGCGUGAGGGGGAUAAGUAGAGUGAGCAUCACAGUUCCGGUUAUAAAUUCUUAAAACACCAUUCUAUUUUCCUAUGAUUUAAACCUUGAUACAACCUUACUAUAUACUAUAAUUACCUACCUAAUAUAAAAAGUUUUAUUGGUAAAUUAUUCGAUAAUCAUAAAUUUACUUUCGGUGUACUGUGGAGAUUACGCGACUUUUUAAGAUUAAAGUAUUAUUGAUAAAAACUGACAGAAGCUAUAAAAGCAAAGGAUAUCCUAUGUAAGACUACUCUGGUCACUGUCGUUACACUGGUUGGAAGAUGCGCCUACUCGUAUUUUUAGUGCUUGUUGGUGCGGCCUGCGCAGCAAAGCCCCAAGAAAAUGGCCGCAUCAUAGGUGGAACCCUCGCAAGCAUCUACACUUACCCCUUCAUGGCCAAUCCGAAUUGGCAGUGGGGUGGGAAUUUCCACCCUGGAGGCGGCGGCACUCUCAUCACGCCCACAGCUGUGGUGUCUGUACCUUCUUUUAUAGGCGUGAACGCACGUGCUGAGGAUCAAGGGAUACGCUUAGGAACAGCCGAAUUAGCCGGCGGUAUCUUGAUCCCUGUUUCUCAGAUCAUCAUACACAGUGGUUUUGACAUGAGAAGGCGCGAACAUGAUAUUUUAAUCAUGAGGCUCAGAAACGCCGCACCACUCUCCAACAGAAUCAGACCUGCUCGGAUCGCAGGGGCAAAUUAUGCGCUCCCGGAUAACCAGCGGGUCUACAUUGCAGGAUGGGGUAUUUAUGCACCCGGAGUCGGAAUCCCACGAUCACACCAGUUAAGACAUGUGGAUGUCCGCGUUGUAAAUCAUGCGCUCUGCAAACAGCGCUAUGCGGAACUCAGGGCACAACCCGGUUUCGAUUAUGUACUCCCCGUGUAUCCUGGAAACUUGUGCACCGGUCUGCUCGACAUCGGUGGCCAGGACUUUUGCACCUGGGACUAUGGCGGCCCCGUCGUGCACCAAGGCGAUAUUCUCGUCGGAGCUAUAUCAUGGAACUUUGUAUGUGGCCAUCCCUUCUUUCCAGGAGUUAGCACCGACAUAAGAGCUUACGCUAAUUGGAUAGUCCAAAAUAGUUAACUAAGACAUAUCUAGUAAUAAAUGAAAUUACAGGAUAAAAGAAA
Molecule: messenger RNA, 1173 nt
Organism: Bicyclus anynana (squinting bush brown)
Lineage: Eukaryota; Metazoa; Arthropoda; Insecta; Lepidoptera; Nymphalidae
Product: trypsin, alkaline A-like
Exons: 4
Coding region: 332-1129 (265 amino acids)
Biological process (GO): proteolysis
Molecular function (GO): serine-type endopeptidase activity
Source: RefSeq, a predicted model, not a curated record